Penicillium soppii is the source of this 633-nucleotide messenger RNA. RefSeq names its product Ran GTPase-binding protein MOG1 (gene mog1). Gene Ontology annotation, molecular function: small GTPase binding; guanyl-nucleotide exchange factor activity. Lineage: Eukaryota; Fungi; Ascomycota; Eurotiomycetes; Eurotiales; Aspergillaceae. The coding region runs from base 1 to 633 and encodes 210 amino acids. The transcript is spliced from 2 exons. Gene Ontology annotation, cellular component: nucleus. The record is from RefSeq and is a predicted model, not a curated record. Gene Ontology annotation, biological process: protein import into nucleus.
AUGUCGCAAUUCACCAACCAAGAUUUCUAUGGCGGGGCCAUGCGAGGUGUUGUACCGCAGGGCUGGAUUGAUUCCAGCACCCUCCGCGAAGUGCCCGACCACCAAGAGCUCUUCCUCUCCCCAACCACGCUGUCUAGUCUAAUCACCGAGAUCAAUCAGCGCGUGUCAGAGGAAGAAGCACUAAGCAGAGUGGCCACCUUCAACCGCCAACCAGCAGCACCCAUUGGAAGUGCAACUUCCUUGCAAAUCGACCAUGCCGCUGCCAUUUACCACCUGCACGACCUUUGCGACGAGGGUGACACCAUGAAUGUGAUCACCCCUCCGCAGCAGGUCCAGCUCUCUUUUGCUUCACCUGACGCUGCACCGAUCAAGGCUUAUCGCGGUGCUGUUUUGUUCACGACACCGCAGAAAAACUCUGGGGCUGGUGCGCCGUCGAAGGUGACGUGCCAUUAUCUUCUUGUGCGUCUUGCGGAUCAGGAAACGGAUCUGUUGGUUUUCUUCAAUGCGCCUCAUGAGGAGUUUAUUAAGAAUGGGGAUUCGAUGGGCUUGGCGGCGGAGGAGACUCUUGCGAAGAAUACUAUUGACGCAUUGAUUGCGAAAUUGGAGAUUUGUGAUUGGGGACUUUUUGUUUAA